Glarea lozoyensis ATCC 20868 is the source of this 1341-nucleotide messenger RNA. RefSeq names its product alpha/beta-Hydrolase. Bases 1 to 1341 code for a protein of 446 amino acids. The transcript has 2 exons. Lineage: Eukaryota; Fungi; Ascomycota; Leotiomycetes; Helotiales; Helotiaceae. Gene Ontology annotation, molecular function: hydrolase activity. The record is from RefSeq and is a predicted model, not a curated record.
AUGGAUUGGCAAUCAAAAGCAGCCAUCGGUAACAUAGUAGAUAUGAUUCGUUCUUCGGUUUGUGCAAUUGCAGAGAAUACAACAAUUUCUCAGCAACAAAAGACUUCGUUCAGGACUUCUGAAGCGAUUCCAGCCUGGGUAGCUAAGUUCAGCUUCGUACCCCCACAGGAAACAUCAAUUCAACGAAUGUUCUUCGGAGUCAUCGACAAAUACAAUCACCAUGGUUGCCCAUAUUUUCGACCCCAACAUACUGAAAUAGUUCUGGAAUGGAUCGGACCUGAUAAAAGUUUUGAGAAAAAUAGCACAAGCACAAACUACUCGGAGACCGACAAGUAUCACCACAUGAUGCAAGGUCUCAGCGGCUCGGGCACAGUGUUUUUCGUAUAUGGGGGUGCAUUCUACAUGAAUAGGCAGGCCAACUAUAGAAAGAUAGUUUCCCAGCUAUCGAGCAAGACUGGAUUACCUUGUGUCACAGUUGAUCAGCGUUUGGCACCUCAGCAUCCCUUCCCCGCGGCACUUUUGGAUGUUUUCCUUGCCUACAUGGCCUUACUGUCACCACCUCCGGGUUCCCCUCAUCCACAAAUUCCAGCUUCCUCCAUUGUCAUAGCAGGCGAUAGCUCAGGUGGUUGUCUAGCCUUGGGUCUACUUCAAUUGUUGUUGGAAAUCAAACGCAGUGGUAUCACUUCCAUCAAGUGCUAUGGUCGGAAUAUCCAACUGGAGCUACCAGCGGGCUUGACUAUACUUAGUGGGGUCGCAGAUCUCACCAACAGUCUUCCUUCCUAUCAAUUGAAUGCAAAAACUGAUGUUUUUCCUCUCGGACCACCUCCCUCUUCGCUUCCAGGCUUUCCGUGCUGUGAAAUAUGGCCUUCAAAGCCUCCUCGUGGAAACGUCUACUGCGAAACUGAAAUGCUAUGCCAUCCAAUCUGUUGUCCUAUCAUGGCAGAGGACUGGACAGGUGCACCCCCGCUGUGGUUCGCCAGUGGACAAGAGCAAGUUAUAGAUGGAAUCAAAAUCGUUGCUAAGACAGCAUCAAGCCAAGGGGUAGAAGUGAUCUUCUACGAGUACGAAUCAAUGCCCCAUACCUUCAUGUGGGUGCUUUCCGAAUCUCCCCAGCACCAGAAAUGUUGGGACGAUUGGAUUGAAGCCUGCAUGAUGCUUGUCAAAGGAGCAUCUCCUCCCUCACGUGGUGGAUUCGUGGAGGUCUUGGGCCUGACAACAAAGCAUGUCAAGAUAGAGGAGCUGACGCACCUCACGGCAAAAGAAGCCCGUGAUUUAGUAUAUAAGGCUUUGCGCGCCUUUCCGGUUUUUGUAGGGCAACCACAUGCAGCGCCCAAACUAUAG